Messenger RNA from Onychomys torridus (southern grasshopper mouse), 1383 nucleotides. Its product is annotated as protein kinase C-binding protein 1-like. Bases 1 to 1383 code for a protein of 460 amino acids. The transcript has 4 exons. The record is from RefSeq and is a predicted model, not a curated record. Lineage: Eukaryota; Metazoa; Chordata; Mammalia; Rodentia; Cricetidae.
AUGACGGCACAACUCAAUGUGACCAUAGACCUCACCACAGAGGAAUUGGGUUGCCUGGACUCUUCUGAGAAGCCUGGUAAUGAGAAGUUGAAGAACUACACCAACUUGGUCUGUACAGGUAAACCGCCACCGUCUACCGUGGCUGGCAACCAGUCUCCCCCAGAGAUGCCGGUGCUCACCCACUCAACCACCCAAGAACCCGCGGCAGGGGUCACCGUGGCCGCCACCAACAGCAUGGUGUCUGCCGUCACAGUCACAGCAUGGGUGAAGAAGGAGAGGCUGCUCUUACCGAAGGAGACUGCCCCAGCUGUGCAGCGGGUCAUGUGGAACUCAUCAACUGUGCAGCAGAAGGAGGUCACACAGAGCCCAUCCACUUCCACCAUCACGCUGGUGACCAGCACACAGCCAGCUCUGGUCAGCAGUUCUGGCUCUGCAAGCACCCUGGCAUCCGCUAUCAAUGCUGACCUGCCCAUCGCCACUGCCUCAGCCGACAUGCCCACGGACAUUGCCAAGUACACCAGCAAAAUUAUGGACGCCAUAAAAGGGACGAUGACAGAGAUCUACAAUGACCUCUCCAAAAACACCACGGGAAGCACGAUAGCUGAGAUUCAAAGGCUGAGGAUCGAGAUUGAGAAGCUGCAGUGGCUGCACCAGCAGGAGCUUGCUGAGAUGAAGCACAACCUGGAGCUGACCAUGGCGGAGAUGCGGCAGAGCUUGGAGCAAGAGCGUGAUCGGCUCAUCGCCGAGGUGAAGAAGCAGCUGGAGCUGGAGAAGCAGCAGGCGGUCGAUGAGACCAAGAAGAAGCAGUGGUGUGCAAACUGCAAGAAGGAGGCCAUCUUCUACUGCUGCUGGAACACCAGCUACUGUGACAACCACUGUCAGCAGGCCCACUGGCCUGAGCACAUGAAGUCCUGUACCCAGUCAGCUACUGCCCCUCAGCAGGAAGCAGAUGCUGAGGCCGGCACGGACACAGGAAAUAAGUCAUCCCAGGGCAGCUCCUCCACCGCACCUUCGGCACCUUCAGAAACAGCCAGUGCCUCCAAAGAGAAAGAGACACCAGCAGAGAAGAGCAAGGACAGCUCGACCCUGGACCUUUCUGGCUCCAGAGAGAUGCCCUCCCCCAUUCUCUUAGGUUCCAACCAAGGCUCUGUUAGCAAGAGGUGUGACAAGCAACCUGCCUAUACCCCAACCACUACAGACCACCAGCCGCACCCCAACUACCCAGCCCAGAAGUACCAUUCCCGGAGCAGCAAGACAGGUUUGUGGAGCAGCAGUGAGGAGAAGCGAGGGUCAGCACCCUCCGAGCACAGUGCAGGGACCAGCGUGAAGAACCUCAUGCCCAAAGAGUCAUGGGAGUCUCGCCUUGACGCCUUCUGGGAUUAG